AUGGCAUUGCUAACCAUAGGUAUAGCUCUUGGCGUAUAUAUAUAUAACAAAAAAAUCCAUUUAAAGAAAAAUAAUCUGCAGGAUAGUGGCUCUACUCAUAAACCGUUAGAAGGCCCUUCAACUGUUAAUAACAAUGAGAGAAAACCUACAGAUCUAACUAAUAAUAGUACUCCUGCAGAUGAUUUAAAUAGUUCACAUAAGGAAGAAAUCUCAAGUAGUGUAUAUAUGGACUGUCCUGAAUAUAUUUCUGCUACAAUAGAAGAGGGUGAUAAAAAAAUGGAAUCUAGUGAAAACAACCCUACGUCCAAAUCUAUAGAAGAACAAAAGCAAGAAAAGAAAUCAUGGUUUUUUAGUAUUAAUCUUAAAUCAAUCUUAAAUUUCUUUCGUAGUGGAUCUAGUACUAAAGACAUUGCAAAAGAUGCUAGUAUAGAAACUAUUAUGAAUACAGAGGCGCCUUCAGAAGAAGAUGAAGAAAGUGGUAUGACUGAAGAAGAGAAACUUAAAGAUAUACUUGGAAAGAUACGUAUGGCAUGUGGUACUGUUUAUAAUAUACCAGAUGACUAUAUUAGUAACGAAGAAACUCAAAAAAAUAUUUUAAGCUACUUUAAUGAAGUUGUAAUAGAGGAGUUUUAUAAAGAUCGCAAGCAUAAGUACAUAACUUUGAAGGAUCUUUUAAUAGAAUUAAGUAAGAUACAAGAGAAAAGUAAUGAUAUUUUACCUAUAGGUUUGAGAUAUGUGUCUUUUAAAUGUCCAUCUUUAUUUAAAGAAGAUAAGUAUAUGCAUCGCUUGUUAUUGGGCUACUAUAACAGGAAAAAUGGCUCUCUAGAUAAAUUAAAAAUAGAAGGCUUUUCUCUAACAGAUAAGGAUUUUGGGAUUUCUUCCUUCAGUGAAUUGCUACGCAAUAUAGAGGAUCUCUGUCUUUUAAAUACAGUGGUUUCUAUCGAUUUACUAAGGGCUAUUUCUGAGAUGAAGAAUCUUCAAGUUUUAGAGCUUGGAGAACAAACUAAAAUACUAGAAGACAGUACGCCUGAACUAAAUUUGUCAAAUAUUCAGAAACUAUACAUGCAUGAUAUAGACAGCACGAGUGCACAGAAAAUUCUUCAAUUAUUGGGCCCAAGAGAUAAAGAUUUAGAUCUUACUAUAACCCGAAUUAAUUUUAUUCCAAGCUCUGUUAUUAAUAACAUAAAGUGUCUAGACAAGAUUGAAAUAUUUAAACUUAGUAAUACUACCUUUGAAAAGGAGCCGGAUUUCGGGUUCUUAGAAAAAAUGAAGAGCCUAGAUGUUCUUAGACUAUACAAAAUCAGGUACUCAUCUACAGAAGAACUAAAUGAAGAAAACAUAAACGAAAUACAAGAAAAAGUAGACCUUUUAAGUCCUACUUCGCAACAACUAGAUGAGAAAAAUGAUUUACCGAAUAAUAAAGUAUCACUCUUGGCAAAAAAUAACAUGAAAAUAGGAGAACAACUAACUGCAUCGCGUAUUUGUGUUGAUGGAAAGUUAUACAAUGACUUAGGACUAAGCAAACUAAAUGUUAAAGAGAAUGCUACUAUAAAUGUCAUGUUUCAUACUAUUUUACAAGAAAAUACUUCUUCACCAUAUAGUAUAAAUUUCAGUAUUUAUAAGGAACUCAGAGAAUUGAAUAUAUAUAUAAAUUCACGCAUAACACCUUGCAAGGCUAUUAUUAAUAUACUUAAGGGAAUAUCUUAUCCAUUCACAGAGUGUUCAGAUGUAGAAAAAAUAUAUGUGAUUAUGGAUGGGAAAGAAGACAUCCGAAUUAAGUUUGCAAAUAGGUUUUUAAGUAAACUAACUAAGCACUCUAGAGAUAAAAACAAUGUAAAGAAGAUAAUUAUUGAAGUAAGAGGGUUAUGCGAUAUUAGUACAAGCGUUGUUGACGCAUUUAACCGGAAGUUUAAAAAACUUUAUUUCUUAGAAUUAAAGAACAUAUCUUUAACUGUAUCAGAGAAGUCUAAAGAAAAUACUGAAAAUGGCUUAGAUAAACAAACAAGCAUAUCUUAUGAAAAAGUCAAUGAUUCUAUCAAAGACUAUUUAUUUAGAAGAAAAACCAAGGCUGGUAAUCUUGAAAUGGUAAACCCGAAAUAG
Molecule: messenger RNA, 2100 nt
Organism: Nematocida ausubeli
Lineage: Eukaryota; Fungi; Microsporidia
Exons: 1
Coding region: 1-2100 (699 amino acids)
Source: RefSeq, a predicted model, not a curated record